AUGUACCUGGGACUCUGGCCCUAUUCUUGCCCUCUGUUUUUUGCCAUUUCCAGCAGACUUUCAGGACACCAUGGCCUUGCAUCCUCCAAGCUCCAGCUGUGCUUGUACCUCCUGGCCCUACUUUCUCUCAUGCGGUGGAUACAAGCAAUCCCCUUCAAGAUAGGGGUGGUGGGCUCUUGGACAUGUGGUCCAUUUUUCUCAAAGGCACUGCCUGGGGUUGCUGCUGGUUUAGCAAUUAAACGAAUCAGCCGGGACAAGUUAUUUGAUAAAGAGUCACUGUUUUGAAUAUGUGAUUCUUACAAGGAAGACUGCCAGACUUCAAAGGCUCUCUUCACUUUCAUUUCCCACCACCAGAUGGCCUCAGGAUUUGUUGGACCUGCCAACCCUGGCUGCUGCGAGGGAGCCUCACUCCUAGGAAACAGCUAGGACAAAGGGAUAUUCUCUUGGGCCUGUGUGAAUCACGAAUUAGAUAAUAAAUACAGAUAACCAAUAUUUUCUAGGACACUCCCUUCUCCUAUUCGAGUACUUUUAACAGUCAUGAAAUAUUUCCAUGCUCAUGCUGGGGUGAUUGCCUCAGAUGAAGACAUCUGGGUUCAUACAGCAGUCUCAAGUGCUCUUCAGAGCCACGGCCUACCUGUAGGGGUCAUCCUGACCACAGGACAAGACAGCCAAAGCAUUCAGAAAGCGCUCCAGGGGAUUCACCAGGCAGACAUAAUUCGCACAAUCAUCAUGUGUAUGCAUUUGGCUUUGACUGGGGGAGAGACCCAGACUCGAUUCUUGGAAUAGGUUCAUGAUCUGAAAAUGACUGAUGGGACUUAGGUCUUUGUUCCCCAUGAUGCUCUGCUCUAUAGUUUACCUUAUAAGCACACCCCCUACCAGGUCCUGAGGAACAAUGCAGAGCUCCAGGAAGCAUAUGAUGAUGCGUUGACUAUUACAGUAGGUUCCCAAGAAAAGACCUUCUACGAAGCCUACACAGAAGCUGCAGCUAGUGGGGAAAUUCCCGAGAAGCUGGAAUCACAUCAAGUUUCACCGUUGUUUGGAACCAUCUACAAUUCAAUUUAUUUUAUCGCAUAAGCCAUGAAUAAUGCUAUGAAAGAAAAUGGACGGGCUAGUGCUGCCAGCCUGGUUCAGCAUUCCAGAAACAUGCAGUUCUAUGGACUCAACCAGUUGGUAAGUACAGAUUCAAAUGGAAAUGGAAUUUCUGAAUAUGUAAUCCUGGACACCAACUGGGAAGAAUGGUUACUCCGUGGCACCCACACUGUGGACAUGGAAACAGAACUGCUACAGUUCAGAGGAACCCCUAUUCACUUUCCUGGUGGCAGGCCCCCUAGAGCAGAUGCAAAAUGCUGGUUUGCAGAAGGGAAGAUCUGCUGAGGAGGUAAGGAAUCACUGGUCAUCAAUCCCACCUUAGCCAUGAUGGUCUGCCUUGCUUUGCUUAUAGUUUUGCUGUGUAUUAAUGGAUUUGCUUAUUUUAGAAGACGACAGAUAAAUAAAAUCCAGUUGAUUAAAGGACCCAACAGAAUUCUACUGACUUUGGAGGAUGUGGCAUUUAUUAAUCCCCACAUUGGCAGUAAGAAAGGAAGUCGUGCCAGUGUAAGCUUAGAUCAUCUUCAAAGUGGGAGGUCCCCAAGGCUAUCCUCUUCUUUGGGGAGCCUAACUCCAGCUACUUAUGAACACUCCAAUGUAGCUAUUUAUGAGGGAGAUUGAGUGUGGCUAAAGAAGUUCCCUCCUGGAGAUUUUGGAGUCAUUAAAUCUAUCAAAUCAAGUGCCAGUUAUGUAUUUCUAUUGAUAAAAGACCUGUGACGUGAGAAUAUUAACCCUUUACUGGGCUUCUUCUAUGAUGUGGGAAUGUUUGCCACUGUGACAGAAUUUUGUUCUAGAAGGAGCCGAGAAGACAUGCUGACAAAUGAUGAUGUAAAACUCGAUUGGGUAUUUAAAUCUUCACUACUGCUGGACCUCAUCAAGGGAAUGAAGUAGUUACACCACAGAGAGUUUAUUCAUGGGAGGCUAAAGUCUCGGAACUGUGUGGUAGAUGGGCAUUUUGUACUAAAAGUUAUAGACUAUGUCAUUAAUGAUAUCUUAGAAAUGCUGUGAUGCUCAGAAGAGGAGCCUCCAGUAGAAGAGUUGCUGUGGACAGCCCCUGAACUGUUGUGAGCCCCUAGGGGCAGCAAGUUAGGUUCCUUUGCAGGAGAUGUCUAUAGCUUUGCCACCAUCAUGCAAGAAGUGAUGGUUCGAGGUACCCCUUUCUGCGGUAUGGAUCUGCCUGCCAAAGGUAAAAUCGUAGACAGAAUUAAAAAGCCUCCCCUGGUGUAUAGAGCAGUUGUUCCUCCUGAGUUUGCUCCUGCGGAAUGUCUUCAGCUGAUGAAGAAGUGCUGGGCUGAGGCUGCAGAACAAUGACCAACUUUUGAUGAAAUAUUUAACCAGUUUAAAACUUUCAACAAAGGGAAAAAGACUAACAUCAUUCAUUCUAUGCUUCGAAUGUUGGAACAAUAUUCUAGUAACUUAGAAGAUUUGAUCCAGGAACGGACUGAAGAGCUGGAAAUUGAAAAACAGAAGACAGAAAAGCUUCUAACACAGAUGUUACCACCAUAUGUAUCAGUUGCUGAAUCCCUCAAAAAGGGUUGCACAGUUGAACCUGAGGGCUUUGACUUGGUCACCUUGUACUUCACUGACAUUGUGGACUUCACCAUAAUCUCAGCCAUGAGUGAGCCCAUUGAGGUGGUAGACCGUCUGAAUAAUUUGUACACACUCUUCGAUGCCAUCAUUGGUAGUCAUUUUGUCUACAAGGUAGAGACCAUUGGAGAUGCCUGCAUAGUGGCCUCAGGUCUUCCAAAGAGGAAUGGCAGUAGGCAUGCUGCUGAGAUUGGAAACAUGUCAGGUAUUCUGAGCUCUGUGGACACCUUCAAGAUGUGACAAAUGACAGAAGUUCCAUUUUGAAUUCGAAUGGGUCUCCAUUCAGGGCCGGUUGUUGCUGGAGUGGUGGACCUCACCAUGCCCAGAUAUUGCCUGUUUGGAGACACCAUGAACACAGCUUCUUGAACGGAAUCAACAGGGUUAUCAUACCGAAUUCAUGUCAGUCUCAGCACGGUAACAAUUCUUCGAACUCUGAGUGAGGGCUAUGACGUAGAGCUUCACAGAAGAACAGAGCUCAAGGGUAAAGGCACAGAGGAAACCUUCUGGCUGCUUGGAAUAAAGGGUUUCACGAAGCCCCUUCCUGUGCCCCCACAAGUGGGCAAAGAUGGGUAAGUAGAAGUCCCUACGGGACUGCAAGCAGCAGAAAUUGCAGCCUUCCAAAGAAGAAAAACAGAAAGGCAGUUGGUGUGAAGCAAGCCAUAA
Molecule: messenger RNA, 3336 nt
Organism: Nannospalax galili (Upper Galilee mountains blind mole rat)
Lineage: Eukaryota; Metazoa; Chordata; Mammalia; Rodentia; Spalacidae
Gene: Gucy2f
Product: guanylate cyclase 2F, retinal
Biological process (GO): protein phosphorylation; intracellular signal transduction; receptor guanylyl cyclase signaling pathway
Molecular function (GO): guanylate cyclase activity; peptide receptor activity; protein kinase activity
Source: RefSeq, a predicted model, not a curated record